AUGACGGAACCAAAUCAAGGAAACGGAAUGACGGAUUCUACAACAAUAGUAAAGACGGUAAAACGACGUAAUAGAUGCUGUUGCAGUUUACUACACGUAACUACGGCUACAUUGCUUAUCGGUUGUUUGGAAUUAUGUUAUUUUUCAUAUGAGAUUUUUUCAACAGUACACUAUUUUAUCCAAACGGGUGAACAGUAUCUUCUUUCAUUAUCCAUAUCGCUAUUCGGUAUACUUCUUGCGCUCAUUGCUUCUGUCUUACUUUUUGUUGCCAUCAAGACAUCAACACCAUAUUUACUGGUACCACAUUUACUAAUGCAGGCUGCAGCAAUAUGUAUUCUAUUACUUAUUUGUUUAUUUUGUUUGUUUGCUCUAAUAGCUGGAACGAGCUUGGAUUUCAGGAUUGUUAAUGCUGAAGAUGGUGCCGCUAAUGAUUUGGCAUUAAUUAUGGCAGGCAAAUCAACCUAUGAGCUAAUUUACAUUUCUCGAGCAUUUGCUUUAAUCUUAUCAUUCAUUUGCAUAUUUCUGUUUUUGUUCGGUUUAGUGCAGAUAUGGAUGCUUAUUACUGUUUUUCGAUGUUUUUUCCAUUUGCAAGAAAAAGCCAUCUUAAAAACUCAAUGUAAAGCCAUAAAUAGGGUACGAAGCAGCAGUAAAAGGCAAAAUUGUACGGCUAACGAUGCGAAAAAUAACAAUUCUUUUUCAUUGGAAAUGAAUUCGACAAAAGUCAUCGGCGAAACUUAA
Brugia malayi is the source of this 738-nucleotide messenger RNA. RefSeq lists its product as uncharacterized. The record is from RefSeq and is a predicted model, not a curated record. The transcript is spliced from 5 exons. Lineage: Eukaryota; Metazoa; Nematoda; Chromadorea; Rhabditida; Onchocercidae. The coding region runs from base 1 to 738 and encodes 245 amino acids.